Messenger RNA from Pelagomonas calceolata, 1839 nucleotides. Lineage: Eukaryota; Pelagophyceae; Pelagomonadales; Pelagomonadaceae. The record is from the annotation of a GenBank genome assembly.
GGCAGCCUGGUCUGGCUUGGCAAACGCACCAGCACGGCCACAUUCGUGACAAGCGGCGGCCAAACGACCGUCGCAUCGCUGGUCUCUCGUAUCUGUGCGCUCGUGCGUGCGGCGCCAGCAUCGCUUAGCCUCCUAUCACUGAGAUCACUCUGAGCUGGUGUAAGCAGUGCGCUGGCAUUUGACGUUCGCGGGCGCAUCGCUCCAAGCGGUGCGCGGUCAUGGCAGCUCAGUUCCUCCCCGCGUCGCUGCAAGAGCGCCUGCGCCCGCAGCACGGCGCGACGCUGCCGGCGCCGCGCGACGCCGGCGCGCACGUGCUGUACUGCAUGCGGACGGCGUACCGUAGCGCCGCGAACCCGUCGUUGGAAACGGCACUGCGCGCCGCCAACGAGCUGCGCGUGCCGUUGCUCUGCCUCGCCGUGCUCGAGGACUCGUUUCCGGCUGGGCUAAGUCGCAUAGGCAUGCGGCCCACAGAUCGCGCCACAGCCUUCCGGCUCGAAGCGCUGCGCGAGCUGCAGCCGGAGAUCGCGGCGCGCGGGUCGGUCCUGCUGGUGCAUGUGGAGCGCGACGGCUCCCGCCAGGCGGCCGCCCAGUCCCUCGCCGCGCGGGCUCGACUGGUCAUCGUCGACGAGCACCGGCGUCGAGCCGCACAUGUCGUUCGCGGACAAGGUGCGGCGAACGGGCGCGCCGACCUGGUUGUGCGACUGCGCCUGCACCGUGCCGUCUAGGACGCUGCCGGCGCGGCGCGCCGUGGGCGGCAACGCGGGGUUUCUGCGCGCGACGCGCGACGCGCGCCGCGCGCGGCUCGCCGCGACGCCGCUCGCGCCGGCGCGUGCCUCGGCAGCGCCGCCCCCCGCCGCCGACGUGGCACCUCGACCUCUCCGGCGAGGCCGCGGUCGACGAGGUGCUGGCGGCGCCGAGCCGGCGGGACACCUCUGUGGGACGAGUGGCGCGGACGCGCGGCGGGCCGCGGGCCGCGGUCGCGCGCUGGGAGGCCUGGGUCGCAAACGACGGCCUCGCGGGCUACGCGAAGAGGAGGAAUGAUCCUUUGGACGUCUGUGGCUCCAGUCGUGCGGUUCCGGAGUCUGACCAUUCGCCUCCACGCCAUCGACGCGAUUUGAUACACGUGUCCACUGCACGCCAUCGACGUGAUGUCUGCUCGACGCAGGCAUGAGCGCGUACGUCAACUGCGGCAUGAUCGACCCGCUCCGCAUGGCGCGCGAUGGCGCGCGCGUCUCGGAGAAGUUCGUGAGCGAGUUUUGCGGUUUCCGCGAGAGCGCGCAUUUGUGGUGCCUGCGGAACCCCGGCGCGUACUUGGACGCGUCGCGGGCCGUGCCGGCGUGGGCCCGGAACCAGCUGCGGGCGACCGACCCGGCCCCAGAUGUGGAGGCUUUAGCUCGGGGCGCGUCGGGCGACGCCUACUGGGACGACUGCCAGAAGUGCCUCGUGCUCUCGGGCGAGUUGCACAACAACGUGCGCAUGGCCUGGGGCAAGGCCAUCCCCGCGUGGCACGGAGCCGUCUUGAACGGCCAAGAAGCGACGCCGGCGACGCGCCUCCAGGCCGCGCUCGAUCUACUCGUGCGAUUGAACGACACGUACGCGCUCGACGGUGGUGCGCCGCCCUCGUACGGUGGACUUCUGUGGUGUUUGGGUUGGCGCGACCGGCCCGGCGCCGGCGGCUGCCCCAAGCUGCGACCGACUAGCGUUAUCGGCCGGCGCGGCGUGAAACCUGGCGACCUCGAGCGCCUCGCCCGCGUCCGCGUCGACGGCUCCGAGCCGGCCAAGAAGCGCCAGCGGACCAUGGAGAGCUUCCUCUCCUCGCCCAAGUCUGUUGUUGGAUAA